CUAAAACUUAGAAACUAUGUCUGGUUCAUUUUGUGGGGUUUUUUUUAAAUUCAGAAACGCGGGAAUGUCUCACUAUAGACAGAUAUAAGAGUCGCUGUAACAUCUACGGGUACCCAAACAGAAUUUGAGGCAGACUGUUUACCUGUCAAUCUGAAUGAAAGCAUGGACUCAAUUUCCAGCCUCGAGUCAACAGAGUCAGAGUGGAUCCCACAAGAGGAGGUGGACAUGACAGAAAAUGACGAAAACAAUAAUCCCCACGACAUAACCGUACCACCACAAAAUCACCAAAGCAGAAAAUUUGUUGUUUUUGAAGAGUGCCUUGAUCAGCUUUUGAACCAAUGUGUUGCAUGUGGACACAAAUGUGUGACUAACAAGACUGUUGUUGGGAGUAUGCUGUCUGUGUCAAGAAUAUGUGUUUGUGGUGAAAGUUUUACAUGGAAAUCUCAACCUCUCAUUGGAUCAAUGCCUGUUGGAAACCUUGUCCUGUCUGCUGCAAUUCUGAUAAGUGGGAGCAGUAUAGUUCAAAAAACUUGAUGAUGUUUAAUCAUGCGAACAUAGCGUGCUUUUCAGAAAGGACAUUUCAUAAUAUUUAACAAAGUUACUUGGUGCCAGCCGUAGAGCGGGUAUGGAAAGCUCAUCAGGAUGCCCUUUUUGAUAACAUACGACGAGACAACACUCCUGUUAUUGCUGGUGGAGAA
Ostrea edulis (European flat oyster) is the source of this 698-nucleotide messenger RNA. RefSeq lists its product as uncharacterized. Bases 163 to 534 code for a protein of 123 amino acids. The record is from RefSeq and is a predicted model, not a curated record. The transcript has a single exon. NCBI's taxonomy places the organism in Eukaryota, Metazoa, Mollusca, Bivalvia, Ostreida, Ostreidae.